ACGGAAGCCCAGUGAGCCAUACUUCAUUUGCUAAGCAAGUUCCAGAGACGGUGGUGGCGUGAAGCAGAGAAACGAGCCUGGGAAGGGACGCCAGGUGCAGGUGAGGCCGGACGGAAACCCCUCGAGCCAAAACCAUGGUAGCGUGCAAAGCUCGGAAGCACCAGCCACUGGAGGCGGAAGCUGGGCUGGAGGAGGAGGAAGGUUAUGGCGCGCGGGGCACUGUGGGACACUGUGUGGGCAACGCGGGGCGCGACGGAAGCCUCGUUGGGUCAGACCGUGUCGACGCGGGAAGUCCGGACGCUGUAGCUGCCUGAAGAGGAGGUCCGAGGCCUGGGCCCCGGCCGCGGCAAUGGCGGAGAGGCCCGAGGACCUAAACCUGCCCAAUGCCGUCAUCACCAGGAUCAUCAAGGAGGCGCUCCCGGACGGUGUCAGCAUCUCCAAGGAGGCCCGGAGCGCCAUCUCCCGCGCCGCCAGCGUCUUCGUGCUGUACGCCACAUCCUGUGCCAACAACUUCGCGAUGAAAGGGAAACGCAAGACACUGAAUGCCAGCGAUGUGCUCUCCGCCAUGGAGGAGAUGGAGUUUCAGCGGUUCGUGACCCCGUUAAAAGAAGCUCUGGAAGCUUACAGGAGGGAGCAAAAAGGCAAAAAGGAAGCUUCAGAGCAAAAGAAGAAGGACAAAGACAAAAAAACAGAUUCAGAAGAGCAAGACAAGAGCAGGGAUGAGGACAACGAUGAAGAUGAGGAGAGGCUGGAGGAAGAAGAACAGAAUGAAGAGGAGGAAGUGGACAACUGAGAGGAUGGGGAGACGCAGCUCGGAAGGUACCACUCUGAAACGCCGUACACGUUUGUGUGAAGCAUUUUCGUGCUGGGCAGAGUAGUCUUAGGCAGAAGAUCGAAAUAAAAACUGAAUUAUCAUCAGAAUUAUCAUCAAAACCAGCGCUUCCCAGACUCGGAGCAUCUGAGUAGCGGAAUCCUGUUUUGCUUAAUCAGUCUCAAGGUUAUGACUUUUUGGCAAGAGAGAUUCUGAACAGCUAAUUUAAUUGGUCAAUUUGAUCUCUCUUGUUUACUUACACGUAUAGUUAGGCAGUUGUUGAUCCCCAGUUCCCUCCCCACCCCCCAAAAAAGUAAUAAUAACUUCCAUGCUGCCGACUGUGUUCAGAUCACAGAGGCAGCCAAGGCUCAGGAAAAAUUGGGGUUUGAUCAUGGUCAGCCUAUUUGAUUGUACAGUAUUGGGCAAUACUAGCUUAUUUCAGGUGAUCAGAAUGGCUUAGCUUUAGGAAAUUACUAUAAGGGUUCGAGAGAACAAUGAAAUCUUUUCUAUUGUUUCCUCACUUGACAGUAACAUUAACUGAAUUUUGGUUUCUACAGACUCAGUUGGAUUGGACCCCUUCUAUAUUGCCUAUAGGCAUGUUACCUGCUUGGGUGGCUAUGUUCUCGGCACAUAACGCUCUUAAAUCAACAGAGUAGAAUUAGUCAAGUAAGGUUGCCAACGUCUUACUCUUGUAAAACAGAUGGUUUAGUCUUAAAUGCACCUCACUGCCUGCGACUGUACAGCUUCAGGAUUUGUUGUCACCUCCUGGAAGGUAUAAAAUUCCAGGCUUUCUCUUCUUGUAGUCCAUCUCCUAGACUCGUGACUUGGCUUUUCAUUAUUCCAAUUCAUGACAAGUUCCAGACUUUAUUUCUUCUAGGCACAACUUUCUCCCUCUGUGCUUCUCACCUCCUGUCUCUGUUCUGCCUCUCCUCUGCUCCCCAUUCCCACUUUCUCUGUCCCUCUUUUUCUCACUUCCCCCAAUCCAGGAACUCGGAUGACCUGCUUAAUGUCCCAAAGUGUGGUUUCCUCUGAUUCCCUAGUUCUAAUCUCAUGUUUUUUAAAAAUGAUUUUGUAAACCUCUCUGAACCAUAAGGGAAAUCUGAUGGUGCUCAGGAAUCUAAUUCCUCCCCUAAGCCAUCCCCUUUAACUGCUUUGGAAGUAUCUCUGUUGACCUUUCCUAGUUUUCUUCUCUUUCCAUUUGGUGCUUCGAGCACUUUUUUGUUCGUCUCUAAGUUGAGUGCUUGGAGGUUGAAAGGUAGUGAAAUGUAGUGUGACACUGUUACUUUGUUAAAUGAAUACAGUGGAAAGUUUGUUGAUAAAUGAGUGAAGAAUAUUGAGAAAAUUAUAAUGCUUUGUAUAAAUAAAAAUUCUUGUUAAAAGUGA
Lagenorhynchus albirostris (white-beaked dolphin) is the source of this 2194-nucleotide messenger RNA. RefSeq names its product DNA polymerase epsilon 3, accessory subunit (gene POLE3). The transcript has 4 exons. Bases 350 to 793 code for a protein of 147 amino acids. Gene Ontology annotation, cellular component: epsilon DNA polymerase complex; CHRAC. Gene Ontology annotation, biological process: leading strand elongation; heterochromatin formation; DNA damage response. The record is from RefSeq and is a predicted model, not a curated record. Gene Ontology annotation, molecular function: protein heterodimerization activity; chromatin DNA binding. Lineage: Eukaryota; Metazoa; Chordata; Mammalia; Artiodactyla; Delphinidae.